AUGCCGCGGGCCCCAGAGGCCCCCCCGGUUCAAGUGUGGGUGGGCGGCCAGCUCUUCCAGGCCGAGCGGGCCCUGCUGGUGGAGCACUGCGGCUUCUUCCGUGGCCUUUUCCGCUCCGGCAUGCGGGAGACGCGCGCGGCCGAGGUGCGCCUGGGCGCGCUGAGCGCUGGCGGCUUCCACACCAUGCUGCAGGUGCUGCGCGGCGAGCGGCCGGCGCUGGCGGCCGCCGACGAGCUGCUGCAGGCCGUGGAGUGCGCCGCCUUCCUGCAGGCGCCAGCGCUGGCGCGCUUUCUGGAGCACAGCCUCACGUCGGACAACUGCGCGCUGCUGUGCGACGCGGCCGCCGUCUUCGGCCUGCACGACGUAUUCCACAGCGCCGCGCUCUUCAUCCGCGACGGCGCGCACGACCUGGCGGCCGAGCUGGCGCUGCCCGAGGCGCGCGCCUACGUAGCGGCGCUGCGGCCCAGCAGCUACGUGGCCGUGAGCACGCACACGCCGGCGCCCGGCUUCCUGGAGGACGCGUCGCGCACGCUGUGCUACCUGGACGAGGAGGAAGACGCGUGGCGCACGCUGGCCGCGCUGCCCCUGGAGGCCAGCACGCUGCUGGCGGGUGUAGCCACGCUGGGCAACAAGCUGUAUAUCGUGGGUGGCGUGAGGGGCGCCAGCAAGGAGGUGGUGGAACUGGGCUUCUGCUAUGACCCGGCCAGCGGCACGUGGCGCGAAUUCCCCAGCCCGCACCAGCCGCGCUACGACACGGCGCUGGCUGGCUUCGAUGGCCGCCUCUACGCCAUAGGCGGCGAGUUCCAGAGGAUGCCCAUGAGCUCUGUGGAGCGCUACGACCCCGCUGCGGGUUGCUGGAGCUUCGUAGCUGACCUGCCGCAGCCGGCUGCCGGCGUGCCCUGCGCCCAGGCGUGUGGCCGCCUCUUCGUGUGUCUAUGGAGGCCGGCUGACACCACGGCCAUAGUGGAGUACACUGUGCGGGCCGACACGUGGCUGCCGGUGGCUGAGCUGCGGCGCCCGCAGAGCUACGGCCACUGCAUGGUGGCCCACCGCGACAGCCUCUAUGUGGUGCGCAAUGGACCUUCCGACGACUUCCUACACUGCGCCAUCGACUGCUUCAACUUGGCCACGGGUCAGUGGACGGCGCUGCCUGGCCAGUUUGUCAACAGCAAGGGAGCUCUCUUCACAGCGGUGGUGCGCGGCGAUACAGUCUAUACGGUCAACCGCAUGUUUACGCUGCUCUAUGCCAUCGAGGGUGGCACCUGGAGGUUGCUCAGGGAGAAGGCCGGUUUCCCAAGGCCCGGCUCCUUGCAGACCUUUCUUCUUAGGCUGCCUCCUGGCGCCCCGGGGCCUGUGGCUUCAACGACACCAGAACUGUGA
This is a messenger RNA of Puma concolor (puma), 1380 nucleotides long. RefSeq names its product kelch repeat and BTB domain containing 13 (gene KBTBD13). Gene Ontology annotation, molecular function: protein binding. Lineage: Eukaryota; Metazoa; Chordata; Mammalia; Carnivora; Felidae. Gene Ontology annotation, biological process: relaxation of skeletal muscle; regulation of the force of skeletal muscle contraction. The record is from RefSeq and is a predicted model, not a curated record.